Messenger RNA from Vanessa atalanta (red admiral), 5587 nucleotides. It is a transcript of the gene Tusp, whose product is annotated as tubby-related protein 4. The transcript is spliced from 15 exons. The coding region runs from base 159 to 4277 and encodes 1372 amino acids. Gene Ontology annotation, molecular function: protein binding. NCBI's taxonomy places the organism in Eukaryota, Metazoa, Arthropoda, Insecta, Lepidoptera, Nymphalidae. The record is from RefSeq and is a predicted model, not a curated record.
GAGCGACCGACUCGACCCAUCCCUUACGACCUAACAAGCCUGCUCUCAAAAUGAUUCAUUCUAUAAAAUGAUAAAUUCGCGUUUCGUGACUGACGUGGUGUACGCGCGCGAUAAACUGCUCGAGUGAUUGAAGUUUGCUAUUAGUGAUUUAUAGAAAAAUGCAUCUUCAUUUCGAAAGGAACGUAAAUGCAAAAUGCGACUGCACGAUACUAUCGCUGUCGUGGAUGGGCAAAGUUCCCGAUGAGCUGCCUGAGGAAGAAGGAUGGAAGCUGAAUCGUAAUAACUAUUACCAAGAGGGGUGGCUAGCGACUGGCAAUGUGCGCGGAGUGGUUGGCGUCACAUUCACGUCAUCGCACGCACGCCGUCCGCAUGAACUGCCACUGCGCACUAAUUACAACUUGCGCGGACAUCGCUCUGAUGUGAUCCUGGUAAAAUGGAACGAGCCGUAUCAGAAAUUGGCAUCGUGUGACAGUUCAGGCGUUAUCUUCGUGUGGAUAAAGUACGAAGGCCGGUGGAGUAUCGAGCUGAUCAACGACCGCAGUACACCUGUCACCCACUUCUCUUGGUCACAUGAUGGAAGGAUGGCUUUGAUAUGCUAUCAGGACGGAUUCGUGCUCGUUGGAUCUGUAGCUGGUCAAAGAUACUGGUCAUCGAUGCUCUCGCUUGACGCUCGUAUCACAUGCGGCUGUUGGACCCCGGACGAUAGCCAGGUCUACCUCGGAACUGCAUCCGCUCAGCUUGUUGUAAUGGAUGUCCACGGUGCUAUGGUGUCGCAGGUGCAAUUGGUUGCUGAAGGCGGUAUAAUAUCUAUGGCGUGGUCGUGCGAAAAGUUCAAAAUGGAAGAGGGUGAAGAAAUCGGCGAGAACAACGGGGGUCACGUACUAGCCGUUGCUCUGGGCAACGGGGAAAUUGUACUUUUGCGUGGGCAUGAUGAUGUUAGCCCGUUUCGUAUUCACACUGGCCUAAGAGGCAACACGCUGGCAAUGGAGUGGGCCAAUUCUCGGGAAUUACUCGCUGUGGCUGGAACUCUUAUUGCUGAGCCAAACGAGCCCGAGGACGAACCGCCUUUUAAGAACGUCGUAAAAUUCUACUCCGACACGGGGGCACUAAUUUACACUGUUCCCAUUCCAUACACACAAGCUAGAGUAACAGCACUGACAUGGGGCCACGCAGCGCGUCGGCUGUUCGUGGGCGCGGGCGGCGCGGUAUGCACGGCGCGCGUGUGGCGCGUCGUGGCGCCUUUGCAGCUACUGGCACGCGUGAGGGCUGCAUCCGCUUUGAGACACCCGCGAUUGGCUGCAAAGUUACCUUUGCCGCCUCGCCUCCAGCCAGCGCUGGCCAGUCUCUUUGCGCAUACUAUACGAUGUAACGUUCCCGAAGCAAAUGAGCUUCGUCGCUUCGUGUCACGACCACCAGCGGCAGGGGGACGAUUGCAUUGUACAAUGUUACGUCAUGACGACGAGGAGGCGGGCGCCUACACGCUGUACUUGGAGCAUCUCGGUGGACUCGUCCCGUUGCUCAAAGGACGAAGAACGAGUAAAAUCAGACCUGAGUUCGUCAUAUUUGACCCGCAAGGAGAAGAAGGAGUAACUGGCUGUCUGCGUGAGUCGAGUAGCAGCAGCAGCGGUGCCGGCAGCGCGUCUAGCAGUAGUGGUAGUGGUGGAAGCAUCGGAGGUGGCAUCUCGUCUCCCCGCCCGCCACGCACGCCCCGUGCUCCCCGUCGGGCUCCUCGUCAGCCAUUGCCGCAAGAGGAUUCUUGUUCCUCAGAUACUGAGAGGGAGGAUGGGUGUUCAGGAUCUCCAAGAUUACAAAGACGAAGGCGGGCUCGCGAACGACGAAAAACUCGCAACGCAACUGAUAAAGAUGAAACUCCUGAUGAAUUAGCAUAUAUAGACUCCUUACCCGAGGAUGUACGACUAGUGGAGGUGACUUCUAAUAUUUGGGGAACAAAAUUCAAAAUGCAUGGCUUAGCCAAGAAUGUUCCAGCGAAUCUCGGUCAAGUGACAUAUAAAACCUCUUUACUGCAUCUUCAACCACGACAAAUGACUUUAAUGAUAACAGAACUGAGGGACGAUUAUCCAAUUGGCCCAGAUCCUAAUUUUAAUCCAAAUAUAUUUUCGGAGGAUGAAGAGGAUGUAUUUCAACCUAGCGAAGUAAAUUCUCCAUCUCAUAUGAAUAAUAAUAUCAGAAAAAAAUUCAAUCCAGUUAUUGUAACCGAUAGAAUGACCAAUACAAAUAACAUAAUUAAUCAAUCUGAAAUUUAUUCGCCCAAUAACAAUACUUCAAACCCGGCUUUAGCUCGGGCUGAGUCUUAUGACGAAUUUCCGUAUAUAGACACAAAUGAUACUAUGAAUAACAUACCUGAAAAUGUUUACAACGCGAACUCUGUGCGACAUUCAGCGCAGAAUUCCGAAAAACGUGUAAGCAAUGCGUCUGCUGUGACCAACCGGCACGCAAUUUCACCAUUAAGAUGUGAAAGUUCUGUUCCUACUCUUCAAUCACCUAAAAAUGCAGUAGCACCAACAGAUAUUAUAUUCGAAAGGCCCUCACCACAAACAGUGACUUGCGGCGGGCGGGGUGACUUCUGUGGAGGUCGAACAGAUUAUAGUGUAAGAGAUAACACAUCUCUAAAAGGAAACCUAUCAAAUAUCGAUCAACAACCAUUUAGCUUAAAUCUUAGCUUAGAACCUAGUAGACAAGUGAUAAUCAAAAAGUGUGACAACCACGUCUCUGACAAUUGUCUUUCUAAACUAAGAAAGAACAUUUGUAGCAGAGGUGAAACAUCAUACGAAGUGAACGCAAGAAUUUUGAAAUCAUUAUGUAACAAAAAUUACGAGCACGAAGUGCAUCCCGAUGCAAUGAACAAACGCACAGAUACGAUUAAGAAUUUACAAAAGGGAGAAGAUCUCAAAUACAUCGACGAGGAAACACCAGUCGACACGAAUAUCAACAAUUUGACGGACAAAGUUCGAGAAAGCAGAGUCCAAAGGACAACUACAGUAGUUCCUAUAAGUCCUGUAUGUACCAGUUUGCCAGUAUAUGAUACGAUGACGCGGAGCUGCAGCGUCGGUUAUUUGGAUCUCGUUGACCCACAAGUUUUACACGCACAAGUCAGUCUGACCGCUUUACGCGGAGAACCACCGCGACGUCUCAUACUAGUCAAUAAUAAGAGACAACGACGUCCAAGAAGAUAUUUUAAAGCCAGUGACAUGAAACAGAUAGAAAAUUUAAGAACUCCAAGUUUAAGAAAGUGUGGCAAGUCAAAGAGUCUCGACUCUGGGGAGUUAUCAAUAACCGCGGAAAAGGGAAAAAAACAAACGAAGGCUGACUUGAACGUGAAGGCUGACGUUUCCGCCAAUUCAAGCAGUAGAUGUAAUAGCACAGGGGAGGACAACAGUGGGACGAGCACGGAGGAAGGGCGAGGACGAAGAGAGCGACGAGAGCGCCCCGCUUGCUCCGCGUGCCGACUGCUGGCGCCCAGCGAGCGCCGCGAGUCCGACGCGCCCUACGUGUGCGCGGUGUGCAGCGCGUGCGCGUCCCCCGCACCCCGUGCGCCUCCCGCCGCGCUCACCGACAGUGACUCCGAUUACAGCAAGUAUUAUAGUUCACUAGAGCAGCUGGCGCUCCGCCUGUUGGCGUCUCGUUCGUCACAGCGGGCAGGCGGCGCGGCCGCGGCGGGCGUGUCCCGGGAGAGCAGCUCGGCGCCCGCGUCACCGCGCCCGGCGCGCUCUACCGCCUCGCCCGCUCCCGCGUCGCCAGCGCCGCGCACCUCGCGACGGCAACGCUACUCGUCCGCUUCUCCCAUUAGGCAACUUUUGAACUCGCCUCUCCUUAACAGAAGAAGAAAUAAGAAACUUUCUGAGAGCUCGGACGAUGAGUACUCCAAUGGCUACAAUGAGGUCAAUAGUAAGAAUUACAGAGAUCUUGAGAGCUUUCAAAAAGCACAACUUAGAAAUAAGCUCAAACGCGCUGGUGGAAGUAUAAAUGUUGCGACGUCUUCAAGUGCCCCGGAAAAUCGCAGCAGCAAUCGACGUCAGCUCGUCAUGCACAACAAGGCGCCAAUGUGGAACGAGAACAGUCAGGUCUACCAGCUGGACUUCGGAGGACGUGUAACUCAAGAAUCCGCAAAGAAUUUCCAAAUCGAGUAUCAUGGCAAACAAGUAAUGCAGUUCGGCCGCAUUGAUGGCAACGCAUAUACACUAGACUUCCAGUAUCCAUUCUCGGCGCUGCAAGCUUUUGCUGUUGCUUUAGCGAACGUAACACAAAGACUGAAAUGAGCACUCGCCGUCAGUUACAGCAAGCGGUUACGAUCCUAUGGUUUUUAUAAUCGUUGCGGUGCGUAAAUUAUUUUUAACAAAAGCGCGGCUGUACACACGUGGACAAUAGAACGGACUCCAUUUUGUGUAGUGAUCGUGUCCAAUUCGUUUUGACUUUGUCCAAUUUUUAUAUAAUUUAAUCUAAUUCUUGUAUGCUCUUGAAACAAUAUAUGUAAAAAUACAAUUCUAUUAAAAUUUUUGAUUUUAUAUCAAAAGUACUGAUUGUAAAAUAUUCCACUAUAGUAGGCUAAGUUGAUGGCGAUGAAAAAAGGAGUCGUUACUCCUUUCAUCCCAGACUGUACAUUAACUAAUACCUUAGCUCAUAUCUAGUUAAUGAUUGAUAGCUUACUGCGCAUUUAGAUCUUUGGUCUAUGAGAAAAAUCAACCAAAUAUUUUUACACUUACCUAGAUAGCUGCGUAAAGUUACAUUAUAGUGUCACGGCGAAAUUAUAAAUAAAAUUCGUCAACGAGACUAUCCACUGAGAAGAAUCGUAUCUCAUUUCCAAAAAUAGACCAGUGACUUGACGUAAUAAUUAUGAAAUUAAAGGAUCACUAGCCUAGUUAGUUAGUAACAUUUUAAUGUUGUUACUCAUUUUUCAUGUGGCCUUUCCUUAUUUUGUUAAGGUAGUGUAAUAUUAAACUAACAAUAGAAUCCACAAAUUGUUGUAUUAGAAUUUUAUCAUGCACUUGACAUGAAUUCAAUGUUGUUUUAUAUGUUGUUGCACCAAAAUAAAUUCAUAUACUAUGUACUAUGUUUAUUGUUUAUGUAAAUAGACUCGAUUUUAUAUUUUAAAUUGUAUUGAUUUUACUGAGAAAUUAUUUAUUUAACACUUUGGGCCUAGAAAAUAAGACACCUUCGAUACCUUACUUGUAAUGUUAAGAACAAUGAAAUUUCCCUCUUCAUCAAUAUGAUCGUUAAUAUUUUAAAUAAUUGUCCACUUAUGCUAGUAUUAUAGGAUGUCGGGGGAUUACAAUGUUGUAUAUUUACGUCGUUGUUGUGUUAUAAAUUGUCGUUUAAUAUUCAUAAUUCAAUUCUUAGUAUUAUGUGUCCGAUGUAAGCAUAUUAUAUCAGUAGAUGAUAAAAUAAACAUAACAUCUGUAAUGUACAUACAUUAUAAGUUAUGGGAGUUUUAUUUAAAUCGAUCUCAAAUUAUUACUAUGAACAAUUUUAUACUUAAAAAUAUUUCAUAAAGAACAGGGAUUGAGAUGAUGCGUAUUUAAGGCACUGCUGUUUGAAAGAAUUGUAGAAAAAUAUUUUUUUGUGUGAUUAA